Molecule: messenger RNA, 1082 nt
Organism: Loxodonta africana (African savanna elephant)
Lineage: Eukaryota; Metazoa; Chordata; Mammalia; Proboscidea; Elephantidae
Gene: FAAP20
Product: FA core complex associated protein 20
Exons: 5
Coding region: 1-900 (299 amino acids)
Biological process (GO): DNA damage response
Cellular component (GO): Fanconi anaemia nuclear complex
Molecular function (GO): K63-linked polyubiquitin modification-dependent protein binding; ubiquitin binding
Source: RefSeq, a predicted model, not a curated record
AUGUCUGUCUACCUAUUUGCUGCUGUGGGUCUGCUUCUACCGCUGUCGGUGGUGGCCCUGUCUCUUGUCCUCCCAGGGGUCUCUGGCAUUGAGAACAGUCCGUGGAGGGUCUCAGGCCCGGGCAGGGGUAGGGGUCGUUGUCCAGGACGCGUGGCGGAAGUCUGCGUCCAGCGUGCAGGGCGCGGAGCCGGGGUCUGGGUCCCGGGCGCAGGGCGGGGUCGCGGGCCGCCUCACUUCCGCCGGACGCGGCAUAAGGGGCCAGGGCGCACGGUGCGCCCGGGGUGGAUGGCGGCGGACACGGGCGGCGGGAACAGGCCGCGGCUGAAGUUGAGACGCCGGAGGCCGCCCUCGGAGGCCGGAGCCCCCGCCUCUGUCCCCAGACCCCCCGGCGGCCGCCCCUGGUUUCUGCAGGAGACCGGGAGCAGGAGCGAGAGCGCUGAGCCCUGGGCUGAGCUGCUGCGCACCGUAUUCCCAGACGUGGACCUGGCCACAGCGCCCCCACCGCUGCCCGCCUUUCCGCGCCAGGAGCCCAGGCGCCAUCCCGAGCACGCGGCAGCUGUUGAGGUCUUCACCGUCGGAGGCAGGGACUUUUCCUGGACGCCCUUCCCGCCAGUUCCUGGGCGUGGCGCCUGCUCCUACCGUGUGCUCCAUGGGACCGGGGGAGGCCCGGGGUCCCCCACCAGGUCCCCAUCCCGAUGCCCCAAGCCUGAGCCCCAGGUAACCCCCCUUGCCAAGGAACGGCCGUUGGUGGAGGAGAAGCCACUGUCGGUGGAGGAGGCACCAGCCCUGGUGUGCUGCCCCAUGUGCCAGGCAGAGUUCAGCCCCAGGCUGUCCCAGCUGGACAUCGAUGCCCACCUGGCUCAGUGCUUGGCGGAGAGCACAGAUGACAUGGCGUGGUGAUAUUGACACCAGUCGGUGCUCAGCACGGCCCACCAGGGGUCGGCCACUUACCCCAUUCCGGCCCUUCAUUGGCCCUGCCAAGCCGGCAUGGCCUGCAUACUGCCUGGGGCCUUGGCCCCUGCCCCACCGUGACUGCGUCACCUUCACACCGGAACAUCCACAUUAAAGAUGUUGCACUGGAA